AUGAAGGCCUCCGUUUCUGCCGUCGCCAUCAGCGCCCUCGCGGCCACCGCUGCCGCCGAGAACUACCUUGGCUUCAACUCUGGUGCCACCAAGGCCGACCGCUCUGCCAAGUUCAAGGCCGACUUCGAGGCCGAGUUCAAGACCGCCCAGAACCUCGAGGGUGCCCCCGGCGACUUCAACGCCGUCCGUCUCUACACCAACAUCCAGGCCUACUCCACCGAGGACCCCAUCGAGGCCUUCGAGGCUGCCAUCAACACCAACACCAAGAUCCUCCUCGGUGUCUGGACCUCCGGCACCGACAACAUCGACAAGGAGAUCAACGCCCUCAAGACCGCCGUCACCAAGUACGGCACCAAGCUGACCGACCUCAUCAUCGGUGCCUCCAUCGGCUCUGAGGACCUGUACCGCAACUCCGUCACCGGUGUCAAGAACAAGUCUGGUGUCGGUGCCGACCCCAAGACCAUUGUCGGCUUCAUCAACGACUUCAAGACCGCCUUCAAGGACACUCCUCUGUCCAAGGUCUCCAUCGGCCACGUCGACACCUGGGACGUCUGGGGAAACGCCACCAACAAGCCAGUCCUCGACGCCAUUGACUGGGUCGGUGUCGAUGAGUACCCCUACUACGAGAACGACAAGGGCAACAGCAUCGAGAACGCUGGCAAGCUCUUCGACAAGGCCUACAAGGCCACCAUCGCCACUGCCGCUGGCAAGCCCGUCUGGGUUACUGAGACCGGCUGGCCCGUCACUGGUGAGACCUGGGACGAGGCUGUUCCCUCUGCUCAGAACGCCAAGACCUACUGGGACGAGAUCGGCUGCCGCCAGCUCUUCGGCAAGACCCCUACCUUCUGGUACAACCUCCGUGACUCCAACCCCGACAACACCAUGAAGUUCGCCAUCACCAAGGACCUGUCCACCAAGCCCCUCUUCAACCUCACCUGCCCUACCACCUUCGACACCCCCACCGAGACCACCACCGGCACUGCCUCCUCCACCGCUACCCUUAAGCCCGGCAACGGCACUUCUGGCUCUGGCUCUGGCUCUGGCUCUUCUGGAUCCGGCGGUAACACCACCGUCUCCACUGCCUCCCCCAGCGGCACCGCCAGCUCUGGCUCUGGCUCCGGCUCUGGCAGCGGCUCCGGCUCCGGCUCUUCCACCACCACUGGCGCUGGCAGCUCCGCUUCCGCCGUUGGCUCCGGUGCUACCACUGUCAAGGUCCUCUCCACCGGUGCCCUGGCCGUCAUCGCCGGCGCCAUUGCCUUCCUCUACUAA
Molecule: messenger RNA, 1269 nt
Organism: Colletotrichum chrysophilum
Lineage: Eukaryota; Fungi; Ascomycota; Sordariomycetes; Glomerellales; Glomerellaceae
Exons: 1
Coding region: 1-1269 (422 amino acids)
Biological process (GO): carbohydrate metabolic process; cell wall organization
Cellular component (GO): cell surface; extracellular region; fungal-type cell wall
Molecular function (GO): 1,3-beta-glucanosyltransferase activity; glucan endo-1,3-beta-D-glucosidase activity
Source: RefSeq, a predicted model, not a curated record